Molecule: messenger RNA, 3198 nt
Organism: Myiozetetes cayanensis
Lineage: Eukaryota; Metazoa; Chordata; Aves; Passeriformes; Tyrannidae
Product: epidermal retinol dehydrogenase 2-like
Exons: 7
Coding region: 168-1085 (305 amino acids)
Cellular component (GO): lipid droplet
Molecular function (GO): oxidoreductase activity, acting on the CH-OH group of donors, NAD or NADP as acceptor
Source: RefSeq, a predicted model, not a curated record
CCCCGGGUAUCCGGUCAGCCCCUUCGGCGGGGCGGGCUGCCGGCAUAAAAGCAGGGCUGCUCCACUCCGCCCUGUUGGGUUUUUUGCUCCCUCCCUCUGCCGGUGCCCUCCCCAGAGCCGCUGGGCCACGCCGGGAAGACGGAGGUAUCUGAAUAAAUAGCCUCAAGAUGAACUUCUUCCUGGAAACAUUAAAGGUCAUUGUACUACUACCGUAUUACUUACUGGAGUCACUAGUGUUCUUGAUUGUGCCUAAACCAAAGAAGAAUGUUAGUGGUGAAAUAGUAUUAAUAACAGGAGCAGCAAGUGGCGUUGGAAGAUGCUUAUCAUUAAAGUUUGCCAGACUUGGAGCCACGUUGGUUCUAUGGGAUAUUAAUCAAGAGGGGCUCAAGGAGACAGUCAGACUGGCCAGAGAAAAUGGAGCAGCAAGAGUACACUGUUACAUCUGUGACUGUAGUAAGAGGCAGGAUGUCUACAGUGUAGCUGAUCAGGUUAAAAAAGAAGUUGGCGAUGUUAACAUCCUAGUCAACAAUGCUGGUAUUGUAACAGGGAAGACAUUUAUUGAUUCUCCAGAUUCACUUGUAGAAAAAACCAUGGAAGUGAACGCAAUGGCACACUUCUGGACUUACAAAGCCUUCCUCCCAGCAAUGAUUGCCACUAACCAUGGACACUUGGUUAGCAUAGCAAGCUCUGCAGGACUGUGUGGAGUCACUCGUCUUUCAGAUUACUGUGCAAGUAAAUUUGCAGCAGUUGGUUUUGCAGAGUCAAUUGAUGCAGAGAUGAGAAGUCUGGGAAAGACUGGUAUUAAAACCACAAUUGUGUGUCCUUACAUCAUAAACACAGGCAUGUUUGAUGGUGUUAAAACCAAGUGGCCACAUCUGUUUCCUGUGCUGGAUCCAGAGUAUGUGGCUGAGAAGAUAGUCACUGCUGUUCGACAGAACCAAGAAAUGUUGCUGAUACCACGCAUCCUUUAUGUAUUAUUUGCUUUGAAAAACAUCCUACCAGUGAAAGCAGCUGUUCUCCUUCUGGACUAUUUUGGAGCAUUCCAUUUAAUGGAUACCUUCAAAGGUCGACCAAAGAAGGAUUAAAAAAGCACAAAAUUCAGAGACCAGCAACUCUAAAGUGGACCUUGUUAAAGGCGGUGAUGGGAAAAGAAACAUUUGCUUCUAUAGCAGUUGUGAACUUAGGGUGCCUCAUUUCUCAUUAGUAACAAGAUUUAGAAAAGUUGCUUUUUAAUUGGCACUUAACAGCUUUCAUUUGAACUAUUUUUUCAAUUCAGUGAACUCUUUUCACCUCAUUAUGAAAAUACAUUAAUUGAAUUUAGUUGCUUUGGUUAUGUCUGUUUAUAAUGCCUUGAAUACAAUCCUGCAUCACAAACUACUAAUUGGCAACUUUUGUGGGGAGAAUGGAGCAAGAAGCCAUAUGCAUUCAGCAGGAAUCCAGAAAAGGCUCUAGUGGACCUGACUUUUUGCUGCCAUUCAAUGAACCAUGACCAUGAGUUGUACUGUUGGUAUCAUUCCGUGGUAAGCUGAAGAAUUCGAGUUUCCUGAGACAACAGAUUGUAAUUCAUAUGAAAAGUUUUGUGAAAUGAAAAUAUGCGCUGCAUUGAUGAAAAAACAAUGAAAUAUAUUUGGAGGUGGUGGUCUCUGAACUCACAGAUUACUAUGGAUGUCGGAACAGGGAUGAGUAAGGAUGUAAAUUAUGUAUUUGUGCUGCUGAUCUAUUUUACCUAAUUUAUUUUAAAAGCUCAUACUAUGCAACUUUUGUAACAGAAGUCUUUGUAUCAUUUAGGUGCAGUAUUUAAUGAACAAUUUUAAAUUGUCAUCUAAAAAGAAUGAACUUGUAGCAGUAAAGCAGAAGACUGCCAGUCUAGAUGGACAAUACAAUGUCUUGUCAAGUAAGACAAUAAGCUACUAAAAGCAAAGGUGGUGUAUUGUAUAAUAGGAGUUUCUCUUGGGAUUAUUUCAGAAAGGAACGAUGCUGAUGGAACUGGAGUGAAUGGUGUCAUUACAGGCAUAGCUUGAGUAAUGGCAUGAUGUUUUGCUUCUCUGAGUUGGGUGGCAGGUUGCCUUGUGUCUACAGAGACUUGUGUUACUUUCUCUUUACUCUUAGGACUAUCCAUUUAUUUUGGACAUAUGCUGAGGAGGCCUUGCCCUUUUUGAAAAGGGAAGGAUAGAAAGCUGAAAGCCCCCUCGAGUUUUUUGUAAUCCAAAACAAGAAAAAGGAAUCUUAUAUGUAUGUCAUUUAUGUACAUGCUGGCUAAGCCCAUGUCAUGUCACAGCGCUUGCUACAGUGUGACAGUGCUUGUCACAAUUGGUACAGCAAUUGGAACAGUAUGGAGAAAAGGGUGACUUUUUAAUGGUUAACAAGUAAAAAAGAGGUUGUCUAAAUGUGCUGUCCAUACAUACAUUGCACUGUUCUCAAAGUCCACCACUAAUAACUGUGUGGUGUAUCUGUGUCUUCAGACUCCUCACCUCUUUAUACUAACGGACCACAUUUUUCCCUCCUGGCUAUGAAAUACUAGGUAUGCAGAAUUCUGGAGCAAAGGGGAAGAAAAGUGGGUUGUGCAUAUGAGCAGUUUGAGUGGCAAACUCCAGAGCAAGUAGCUUUUCAUUUUUAGUGUCAGCAGGGGACUCUGUUGGAUCACUGGUGGUUGCCACGUUGGGGGGCCCCUGGGUGUGUCUGUCCUGCUGGCUGAGUCCUAUGGUGUAACUUUCCCCUCUCCUUUGAUGUACACAAGAACUGCUGCUGAAAAAAAUGGACAAGGAAAGGCCUCCCAAACAGUUCCUCGCUGACAAAAAUCCAAGCAAAAUUCCCAGCUGGCAGCCAGGCCGAGAGCAAAGCCACCUCUGAGCUCCUGCCACCCGGACCUCAUCCCAGCUCAGGCAGCAACAACCUUCUUCCUCGUUUCCCUGAGAGUAGGAAAGAAAAGUAAAAAAAACUCCUUACCCCUCCCCUCAGGUAAGAUCUUGAGGGACAUCAACUUGGAAUGUGGUUUUACCAGCCACUUCUUUUGUGUUAAUGGCCCAAGCCACAGCCAACCUGCCUAUUCAACAUCACUUUCACACUAUGGGCAGGGGGAAGAGAAAAAUUCCAGCUUCGUUUCCCAGAACAAACAAAACCAUGGCACUCUUUGAAUAACCUGUUCCAGUGUUUGUUCACACUCUGCUUACAAACAAAUAAAAUUAUGUUUAUAUUGAA